Molecule: messenger RNA, 1017 nt
Organism: Achroia grisella
Lineage: Eukaryota; Metazoa; Arthropoda; Insecta; Lepidoptera; Pyralidae
Product: secretory phospholipase A2 receptor-like
Exons: 6
Coding region: 25-990 (321 amino acids)
Source: RefSeq, a predicted model, not a curated record
AUCGUUUGUACACUUGUUGUGAAAAUGGUCAAUCUCGUGCAAGCUCUAGGUAUUGUGGCAUUACUUUAUUGUACAUCAGUCGCUGGAGACAAAGUAUUCCGGUUCGACUACACCUCCAGUAGAAACAUCGAUGGCUGGUGGAAGUUACACAAUAUUCCUGUAACAUGGAACAUGGCACGUCUACGAUGCCUUGCUGAAGGUGCUAUUCUGCUUUCACCACUUAAUAAGAACUACGUAAAGACAAUGAAAAUGAUCAUGGCUACUAGUAAUGGUAGUAUACAACGUGGGAUAUACAGUGGGGUCCACGCGACAUACUCUAAAGGCGUUUACUCGUCUAUAGAAGGAGUGCCACUCUCCAGAAUACCCGUGUCCUGGGCACCCGGCGAGCCUGAUAACUACGACAACAACGAGAGCUGUUUACUGUUUUUCCCCAAUGGGACCAUGGCUGAUGUCAAUUGCAAUGAAGUACGUCCCUACAUAUGUUACAAGAAAAGAAACUAUGAUGUUGUGCGCUCUGAUUGCGGGACAACAGAUAGCCAAUACCAUUUGGAGUCCAGGACGGGCAGUUGCUACAAAUUUCACACCAUAGGCCAGACGUGGCACCAAGCGUACAUGACGUGUGCUGCUGAAGGUGGAUACCUGGCCAUCAUCAACAACGAUAUCGAGGCUCAAGCACUCAAAGAGCUAGCUGCAAAAUAUCCUGAAACCAGAGAAAUAGCAAAAUUUACGAAUUUCACGGAUCCAGUUGCUGUCGGAUAUUACGAUUGGAAUAAAGACCGUACUUGGUUUACUAUUCAUGGUGAAUCAUUAAGCGAAGCUGGCUAUAGGAUCUGGUCCGAAAACCAACCAGAUAAUGCUAAAAUUGAAAACAUGGGACAACAUUGCGGUGGUAUGUUGAGAUCUAGUUUAUUGGACGAUGUGUGGUGUGAAGAUCUGACUUACCAAUUCAUUUGCGAGAAAAGCCCAGAAAGCUUGAUACCCGAAGCAUAAAUGUUUUAUUUGUGACUGUAUUUUGAU